AUGGCGAGGUUUUCAAAGCGUUCUCAUGAGUUAAAAAGUCUUCUUAUUUGGAAGCUAAUCGAGAACAACCGUAGGAGAAGAAUGCGUUUGUUCAAUAUGAUAUCUUUCCUUGUUAUGAGGAGAAAGAUAUUGCUUAAUACCAUUCUUUCGCUUCUAUGCUUGAUGGAAUCUAUGUGUUUGAGUACAUCCAGAUAUCGUUCGUGCCGAAGAUUUUAUCGAAAUCCUGGCUGGUGGUCAACAGUGUGGAACACAUACAGCGACUCAAGAUUUAAGAAGACCUUACGAGUUUCACGGAAAACAUAUCAACACAUUUUGAAACCCAUCAGACACAGAUUGGAGCGAAAGAACAUUAAUGAGGAACCAAUAACACCAGAAGAAAGACUUGCUAUUUGUUUAUAUCGCCUCGCUAGGGGUGACUAUUACCAUACAAUCGCCCAAAUGUCUGGCCUAGGGGUUGCUACGGUUUGUAAUAUUGUUUCUCAAGUUUCUCAAGCAAUUGUUGAGUGCUUGUGGACUACACAAGUGAGCAAACACUUACCAAAAACUCAAGAAACGUUUAUAAACAAGAUGGUCGAUAUGGAACAGUUUUGGCAAUUUCCGUGUUGUUGGGCGGCCGUGGACGGUUGCCACAUUCCAAUCAAGUGUCCACCUGGUGGACUUGAAUCUUGCAAGGAAUACCACAACUAUAAGAACUUUUAUUCGUUGGUCUUAAUGGCAUUCGUUGAUGCUAGAUACCGUUUUAUUUGGGCCAGUUGUGGUUUUCCAGCCAACUCCCAUGACGCUGUCAUAUUACAGUCGACUGAUUUAUGGCAUAAAAUAGAAGAGGGUGAGAUCAUUCCAGAAAUUGGCAAGAAAAUGGAGGGAAGAACUUUACCACCACUUGUGCUUGGAGACUCAGCGUUUCCCUUACAAACAUGGCUUAUGAAACCAUACACAGAUGCCACCCUGACAGAAAAGCAGAGAUACUUCAACUACAGGCUCAGCCGAGCACGCAUGGUUAUCGAAGGGGCAUAUGGGCAAUUGAAAGGCAGAUGGCGCGUUCUUCUACGAAAAUGUGAAAGCAGCGCUGCCCAAACUAAAUUAGUAACACUUGCUUGUAUUGUGCUGCAUAAUAUCUGCAUUGCACAUGGGGAUGCCAUAUCCAAGAAAUGCGACCUGUCAAUUGACCCUAUAACGAAUGAAAAGCGGGACAGGGAAACUGUUCGUGCACUUCUUGGAAUGAGAUCAUGCAGGAAGCUAAAGGAUACUUCACAAAUGGGAAGCAAAAACCGACUAGCCCUUACCAAAAUGCUGUACCGUGAAAAGGAGACCGGUGUAGUGAUUUGA
Paramuricea clavata is the source of this 1326-nucleotide messenger RNA. Lineage: Eukaryota; Metazoa; Cnidaria; Anthozoa; Malacalcyonacea; Plexauridae. The record is from the annotation of a GenBank genome assembly.